Messenger RNA from Nelumbo nucifera (sacred lotus), 1900 nucleotides. RefSeq names its product bifunctional nuclease 2-like. Gene Ontology annotation, molecular function: nuclease activity. Gene Ontology annotation, biological process: protein ubiquitination. Lineage: Eukaryota; Viridiplantae; Streptophyta; Magnoliopsida; Proteales; Nelumbonaceae. The record is from RefSeq and is a predicted model, not a curated record. Gene Ontology annotation, cellular component: VCB complex; nucleus.
ACAUUCGUUAGCUUCCUAAUGACUUAUCCUCAUCCACUUCUAAAAUUCUUCAUUUGAUCCUCUUUUCUCGAUUGAUUUAAAGCGAGGGAGCUCUAUGCCUUCUUCCACUCGAAGUUUCGUGUUAGCUAGCGAUUCCAUCAUCUUCUUGCAAAGAGAUCGGCAUCAUACUAGGGUUUGGCUAGCGUCGGUUGGCUUGCCUACACAAAGAUCUGCUUGAUUUAAGGCGAAAUAACAAAAAAAAAAAAAAAAGAAGAAGAAAAAGGAAAAAAAGAAAAACAUAUUAUUUGAUCGAUCGAUCACAUGGCGAUCUCGGUCAGGGUUUAAUUUUGCUCGAAAUCGAACUUGAGUUGCAGGAAUUCCUGCUUUCCCGAGAAUCUGCGGUUCAGCCUCCUGUUUUUAUUUGCGGUCGCUGAGAAACAGCUCCAGAUUCUAAAUUUCGGUAGAUUGAGAGAUUAGAGAAGUUAUCAGGAGGUGUGAUGGGAACUCUUCAAGGAUCUGUUAUUUGCCCCACAGUCCGUACAAAGCAGGCUGGAGUAUAUACUCUUCCAGGAAAUGGGCCUCUUAUGACAGCUAAGAUUCUCAGAAGCAAGUUAUGGGGAUCUAAAAGGAGAUGCCGAAGUAGGAUUAAUGUGGAAGCUCUCUCUCAUCCAGCCCUGUUGCAAAAAUCCAGGACAAUACACUGUAGCUUCCGUUCAUCAUCAAAUGAUAAUGGUAGCAUGGCAGAGAACUUCAAUGAGAAUGAUGAAGAUUAUGUGAAUUCCAGUGUAGUUGAAGCCGUUGAGGUAAAAAGUAGCUCAGAUGGUUUCAUGAUAAAAAUGAGAGAUGGUAGACAUUUAAGAUGUGUUCACAACAACCCUCAAGGUGGACAUCUACCUGAUUAUGCUCCACAUCCUGCUAUUGUACUGAAGAUGGAGGAUGGAAGUGGUCUUCUUCUUCCCAUAAUUGUCUUGGAGAUGCCAAGCAUCUUGCUCAUGGCUGCAGUUCGUAAUGUUCCAAUGGCUAGGCCUACUCUAUAUCAAGUAAUGAAGGAGAUGACUGAGACAAUGGGAUAUGAGGUAAAACUUGUCCGAGUAACCAAAAGAGUAAAUGAGGCAUAUUUUGCUCAGUUAUACAUUACGAAGAUAGACGAUGAAACACAAAGAGUUAGUUUUGAUCUCAGGCCUUCAGAUGCCAUUAACAUUGCAGUACGAUGUAAGGUACCAAUUCAAGUUAACAAAUAUUUGGCAUACAAUGACGGAAUGAGAGUUGUUGAACCUGCAAAGAUGGUGUCUCAACCUCCUCUUUCAGAUGGCCUUUUGUUUACGAAUCUGGACAGACCAGAUGAUCAGCCAUGUAUUGAAGCCAAAGAAUUUGAUCUUGUUCGUAACAUGCUAAUUGCUGCUGUUGAAGAAAGAUACAGGGAUGCAGCUCGGUGGAGGGAUAAACUCACCCAACUCCGUUCCCAGAAAAGGAACUGGACAUAACAGUGGUCUUGCGCAGAAAAUUUGUAUAUAGAAGUUGAUGUUCCAGGAAGAAAGUCAGUCGGUAUAUAUUUCUCUACAUCUGGGUACCUCCUCAGUAUGUGAAUAUUUGUAUAGGUGGAUAGAUGUUCCCUAGUAGAGGUCCGCACGUGGACAACCGUGUGUUUUCUAUAUUCAGUAUCAUAUCAUUCUCUACGAUCGGUCGAUCAGAUCUGUCGUAGGCCGUGUAUGUAGUAAGGUUGUGAAUAAAUAUGUAGAUGGAUGAAAGCAAUACUGCUAAUUUUUUUGGAGCAUAUGGCAUGCGCAUGCAUUCUGCCCUCUUUUCUUGUCUUGCUUGUAAUCCCUGCCUCUAAUAUUUCAAGCGUUUCACUGUAAAAGGGAAUUAUUAGAGGCAUAGAGUUGUGUUAAUUGAAAGCCUUGGGCCAUAGAGUUCGGCUUCA